Hymenoscyphus albidus is the source of this 885-nucleotide messenger RNA. NCBI's taxonomy places the organism in Eukaryota, Fungi, Ascomycota, Leotiomycetes, Helotiales, Helotiaceae. The record is from the annotation of a GenBank genome assembly.
AUGUCAGUCCAGGCACCACCUGCAGCAAUCCCCACGCCCUCUCACAUUGAGCCUCCAAACCCAUCACAUCCAGCCUCAACCUCACCCCUACCCCUCCCACCAAUCUUCCAACACGACCCCGCGCCUCCUCAACUCAUCACCCAAGGCGCCGAAGCUCUUCUCUACCGCACAACAUACCUCCUGCCAUCCAUACAAUGCGCGCUCAAAUACCGGCCUUCGAAGCCUUAUCGCCAUCCCAUUCUCGGUGCGCGAUUAACGAAACAUCGGAUCUUAUCAGAGGCCAGGGUAUUGGCAAAGUGUAGGAAAGAAGGGGUCCCUGUACCGGCAGUGUACGGCUUAGAUGAGAGGGAAGGAUGGCUGAUGAUUGAGUGGAUUGCAGGGGAGGUGUUGAGGAUUAAGUUGAAUGAGUGGUUGAAGCAGCGGAAGGACGAGAAGGUCCCAGAAGAGCGCGAGAAUGCGCCAGAUGGGGGCCGGAUACACGAGGGACUGCAUGUGCUAAAGGGCUUGAUGGGGAGGAUAGGAAGUGCGGUAGGGAGAAUGCAUGGAGUUGGGAUUGUGCAUGGGGAUCUGACUACGAGCAAUCUGAUGCUGCGCCCGAGGAGUAACGAUACUGCGGAGGGCGGUGCGGGUGAUGGAGAUGGCAUUCUGGACGGUGAAGUGAUACUUAUCGAUUUUGGAUUAGCGAGCCAGAGCACAGCAGAUGAGGACCGAGCAGUGGAUUUAUACGUCCUGGAGAGAGCCUUCGGAAGCACACACCCAAGGGCAGAAGGCAUGUUCUCAGAACUACUCGCUGCGUAUGGAAAGAGUUUCAAAGGGGCCAAUAUUGUGUUAAAGAAGUUGGAGGACGUCAGAAUGAGGGGCAGAAAGCGAAGUAUGCUGGGAUGA